Danaus chrysippus (African queen) is the source of this 2145-nucleotide messenger RNA. NCBI's taxonomy places the organism in Eukaryota, Metazoa, Arthropoda, Insecta, Lepidoptera, Nymphalidae. The record is from the annotation of a GenBank genome assembly.
AUGGACACAGAUGAUGGAGAAUCCUCGAGCAGUGGGCCUAUGUCCAGUUUAAAUAGCCUCUUCACGUUCACUAGUCCCGCUGUAAAGAAACUUCUUGGCUGGAAGCAGGGUGACGAGGAAGAAAAAUGGGCAGAGAAGGCAGUUGACAGUCUGGUCAAGAAAUUAAAGAAGAGGAAAGGUGCUAUCGAGGAACUGGAAAGAGCAUUAUCUUGUCCGGGAACACCCUCCAAGUGUGUGACUAUACCGCGGUCGUUGGAUGGAAGGUUGCAGGUGUCCCAUCGUAAAGGUUUACCACACGUCAUAUACUGCAGAGUGUGGAGGUGGCCGGACCUACAGAGCCAUCACGAGCUCAAGCCGCUCGAAAUAUGCCAGUACCCGUUCAGCGCGAAGCAGAAGGAGGUAUGCAUAAACCCUUACCACUACAAGCGUGUGGAGAGCCCCGUGCUCCCGCCGGUGCUGGUGCCGCGACACUCGGAGUUCGCCCCCGGACAUUCCCUGCUGCCCUUCCAGAGGACCUCUGAGCCGGCCAUGCCCCACAACGUUUCCUACUCGGGCUCAGGGUUCCCACCAUCAGCGACGUCUGAACUACCCGACACCCCGCCCCCCGCGUACUCCCCCCCCUCCGACGACUCCGAACCUCCAGGCGAGGUCGCCCCCGUCUCCUACCAAGAACCUCUGUACUGGGCGUCCGUAGCCUACUACGAGCUGAACUGUCGUGUCGGCGAGGUGUUCCACUGCAACUCACACUCGGUGGUAGUGGACGGGUUCACGGACCCGUCGAACAACAGCGACAGGUUCUGUCUCGGCCAGCUCAGCAACGUGAACAGGAACUCUACCAUCGAGAACACGCGGCGUCACAUAGGGAAGGGGGUGCAUCUGUACUACGUGGGUGGAGAGGUGUACGCGGAGUGUCUGUCGGACGCCGCGAUCUUCGUUCAGAGCCGGAACUGCAAUCACCACCACGGCUUCCACCCGUCCACCGUGUGUAAGAUACCUCCGGGCUGCUCCUUGAAGAUAUUCAACAACCGGGAGUUCGCGCAGCUGCUCUCGCAGAGCGUCAACCACGGCUUCGAGGCCGUGUACGAGCUGACCAAGAUGUGCACUAUACGGAUGUCGUUCGUGAAGGGCUGGGGGGCGGAGUACCACCGGCAGGACGUGACCUCCACGCCCUGCUGGAUAGAGAUCCAUCUGCACGGACCUCUGCAGUGGCUGGACAAGGUCCUCACUCAGAUGGGCUCCCCGCACAACGCCAUCUCCUCGGUUUAUAGUAAGUGUAUGGAUAAAGACGCGCUCCUGAUCAGCGCAGCAUGCGCGUGCGCAUAUUCGCAGUCCCACGGGCCUACAACGACGCCGGUGCCGAUUUUGAAACAGAUCAACAGACAGAAUGACGAUGGUUCGUACAGCUUCGGAUAUGAAGCAGCGGACGGAUCCUUCAAGAUAGAGACCAAGUACCCCAACGGAGACGUGGCCGGGAAAUACGGUUACUUAGACGAUACUGGGAAACUGAGGGAGGUGUCUUAUGGGGCGAGCAGUCAGAGAGGAUUCGAACCAGAAGGAACUGGUAUAAUGGUACCUCCACCAACUUUAAACGAUCCGAAGACCAGCGCGUUGGCUGACGGCCAGGAAGAUGAUGGACAGUACCGUGAGGAUCCUAGGAUUUACGAGGACCAGAAAUACAACGGGCGACAAGCGAGACCGAACUCCAUCAGGCAGUAUCAGCCAGAAAGACAACAGUUCACAUCCAGUUUCAGCUCACAGCCACAAGAAAACGUAUAUCAACCACAACCUGAAUACCAACAGCAAAGAGCUUAUCAGCCACAAUACCAGCCACAGCCAUCGCCACAGCCACAGCCACAAAGACCUCUAUUCUCCCAACAGACCAAUCUCUUCAGCCAAUCCCCACAAACUUUCCCCCAAUCAGACUUACGGCCUCAGAGCCAAGUGUAUCACCAGCAGCCACAGUUCUCAUACCAGGCCUACACUCCCCAGCCUUAUCAGAACUACCAAACCCAAAACUACCAAGCACAAAACUACCAAACCCAGAACUACCAGAACCCACACCAGAACUUCAACCCCUUCUCCGGCCACCCCGCACAGAACUUCGAUCCAAACACAGGAUCAUACUCAAUUAACUUCACCGGUUAA